Messenger RNA from Medicago truncatula (barrel medic), 2331 nucleotides. Its product is annotated as pentatricopeptide repeat-containing protein At5g12100, mitochondrial. The coding region runs from base 1 to 2331 and encodes 776 amino acids. Gene Ontology annotation, molecular function: protein binding. NCBI's taxonomy places the organism in Eukaryota, Viridiplantae, Streptophyta, Magnoliopsida, Fabales, Fabaceae. The record is from RefSeq and is a predicted model, not a curated record. The transcript has a single exon.
AUGUUUCUGAGAAGACGCACCUUUCUUCAUCUUCUUCCCAAUUCAAACUUCAACAAUUCCAUUUCAUUCUUCUGUUCCGAAUCACUCACACUUCCUCAAAAUCAACAACAAUGGCUUCAAAAAUUCCAACAUAUUCAAUCCUUAAUCGACCAAGAUCGCACUCAACACGCCCAAAACCUCUUCAAAUACCUUAUUCUCUCCAAAGUUCCUUACUCAUUUCCCUCGCAAAUUCACUCCCUCCUAUCCAAACCCAUCUUUCUAGAAACCCUCUUUCCCUUUUGUUCCAAUCCCAAUGCCAUCCACAGAGUCAUUGAACUCUUCUAUUCCAUGAAAAACGACGGCUUUAUCCUUCCCAAUUGUUUUAUCAACCGUCUUCUACAAUCCCUUGUUGAUUUACGCCACUUUCAAAAGGCCAUUACUCUUUUUAAUGAUGUUGCUGAAUCCGGUGUUCGACCCGAUAGUUUUGCUUAUGGAAAAGCUGUUCUUUCUGCUGCUAUGUUGAAGGAUUUAAAUAAGUGUUUUGAGCUGAUUAAUUUAAUGGAGAAAGAUGGAAUUCGUCCUACUACUUAUGUGUAUAAUUUAGUGUUGGGUGGGUUGUGUAAAGCCAAGAAAAUAAAGGAUGCAAGGAAGGUGUUUGAUGAAAUGAUUCAAAGAAAUGUUGUUCCUAAUACUGUGACUUUUAAUACGCUUAUUGAUGGGUAUUGUAAGGUGGGUGGAAUAGACGAAGCUUUUAGAUUGAGGGCUAGGAUGAAUGGUCCGUAUUCGAAGGCUAAUGUUGUUACUUACAAUUGCUUGUUAAGUGGUCUUUGUGGUUUGGGGAGAUUGGAAGAUGCUAAGAGGGUGUUGUUGGAGAUGGAAAGGAAAGGUUUUUUGCCUAGGGGGUUUUCGAGUCUUGUAUUUGAUGAUCAGUUGAUGAGUGGAAAUGAAAAUGGUUUGUUAAAUGGAAAUGGAACACAGGUCGAUGAGUGGACUUGUAAUGCUUUGUUGAAUGGACUGUGCAAGGUAGGAAAGGUUGAAAAGGCCAAAGAGAUUUUGGCAAAGCUAGAAAGUAAUGGAGUGGUUCCAAGUCCAGUAUCAUAUAAUAUACUGGUGAAUGCUUAUUGCCAAAAGGGUGACUUGAAUAAAGGUAUAUUGACAGCUGAAGAAAUGGAAAAACGGGGGUUGAAGCCUAGUUAUGUCACCUUCAAUACCCUGAUUAACAAGUUUUGUGAAACUGGGGAUUUGAACCAGGCAGAGAGAUGGGUUAAGAAGAUGAUAGAGAAGGGUGUUUCUCCCACUUUGGAGACUUAUAACUCUUUGAUUAAUGGUUAUGGAAUGACGUGUGAUUUUGUCAGGUGUUUUGAGAUUUUUGAGGAAAUAGAAAAUAAAGGGAUGAAGCCUAAUGUCAAAAGCUAUGGUUCUCUUAUAAACUGUUUGUGCAAAGAUGGUAAGCUUCUUGAUGCUGAGAUUGUGCUUGGGGAUAUGGUAACUCGCGGGGUUUCUCCAAAUGCAGAUAUAUAUAAUAUGCUCAUUGAAGCUAGUUGUUCACUGAGUAAACCGAAAGAUGCUUUCAGAUUUUUAAAUGAAAUGAUACAAAAUGGAAUAGAUGCAACUAUUGUGACAUACAAUACUUUAAUAAAUGGAAUUGGGAAAAACGGAAGGGUAACAGAAGCUGAGAAUCUGUUUCUCCAUAUGACCAGGAAGGGAUAUAAACCAGAUGUGAUUACAUACAAUUCCUUAAUGUCAGUAUACGCAAUGUCAGGAAACCCCGAAAAAUGCCUUGAAUUGUACGAUAAUAUGAAGAAGCGGGGCAUAAAACCUUCAAUUGGGACUUUCCAUCCUUUGAUCAAUUCAUGCAGGAAAAAAGGUGUAGUGACAAUGGAGAAAAUGUUUCAAGAAAUGUUAGGAAUGAAAUUGAUUCCAGAUCGAGCUGUAUAUAAUGAAAUGAUUUAUGGUUAUGCUGAAGAUGGAAAUGUUCUGAAGGCAAUGUCUUUGCACCAACAAAUGGUUGAUCAGGGAAUUGAUUCCGACAAGGUGACUUACAACUGCUUGAUUCUAGCACACCUUAGAGAUCAAAGGGUCUCAGAAAUAAAGCAUAUUUUAGAUGAUAUGAAGGCAAAGGGUUUGGUUCCAAAGGCUGAUACAUAUAAAAUUCUGGUUAAGGGACAUUGUGACUUAAAAGAUUUCAACGGUGCGUAUUUUUGGUACAGGGAAAUGUUUGAUUCUGGUUUCAUUUUAAAUGAUUGCAUUUGCUCUCAGCUAAUAUCCGGGCUUAGAGAGGAGGAAAUGCUACACGAAGCUGAAAUUGUAUCCUCAGAGUUGACUAGUGAACUUCAACAACUUGAAGGCUAA